AUGAGCAUUGUUCAACUCUUGAAGACCCGGACUGGGCUCCGGGUCGAUAACAGCAAAACCACAUCUGCUGCCACUCUUACUUUGCGCCAGAGUAUCUGGCCCUUGACUCUCGUCACAACACUUUUCUUUCUAUGGGGAUUUGCCUAUGGUCUGUUAGACACACUCAACAAACAUUUUCAGAAUACCAUGCACAUAACUCGUACACGCUCUUCCGGGCUCCAGGCAGCUUAUUUUGGAGCUUAUCCUCUGGCAUCCCUGGGUUAUGCGAAUUACAUGCUCCGUCACUACGGCUACAAGAUUGUUUUCAUUUUUGGGCUGACACUAUAUGGCAUCGGCGCUCUCUGUAUGUGGCCUGCAGGCCUGCAUCGUUCAUUCGGGGGCUUCUGCGCAGCCACCUUUGUUAUUGGCUCUGGUUUGGGUUCGCUGGAGACAGCUGCUAAUCCGUACAUUACUGUUUGCGGCCCACCCAGAUACGCUGAGAUGCGAAUCAACCUUGCCCAGGCUUUCAAUGGUAUCGGAACCUGCGUGGCCCCAGUACUCGCUUCAUAUGUCUUCUUUACUUCCAUCGGCGACGACGUGAAUGCCCUCAAGCGCGUACAGUGGGUUUACCUUGCAAUUGGCAUCUUCGUCUUCAUCCUUGCAGGUGUGUUUUUCAUCUCUGCCAUCCCCGAAGUGACGGACGAGGACAUGGCUUUUCAGAUUGCCGAGACACAUGCGGACGAACAGGAGAAGCCACUCUGGAAGCAAUAUAAGCUCUUCCAUGCUACAUUGGCGCAAUUUACCUAUACUGGUGCACAAGUCGCCAUCGCCAGUUACUUCAUUAAUUACGUGACGGAGACCUGGCCAGGCACUUCCAGUGCCACAGCCUCCAAGUAUCUCGCGGGUGCCCAGGGUGUAUUUGCGAUUGGUCGCUUCAUUGGUGCCAUCAUUAUGAGGUUUGCAAAAGCUCGUUGGGUGUUCUUAGUGUAUCUGUCCUGCGCUGUUGCCUUCAUCGCGGCAUCGACAACACAGCACGACCAGACAGGCGUCGCAAUGCUCUUUUGCACUCUCUUUUUCGAAUCGGUCUGCUUCCCAACGAUCGUCGCGCUCGGUAUAUGUGGCCUGGGUAGGAACUACAAGCGGGCCUCGGGAUUCAUCGUGGGUGCUGUCUGCGGUGGAGCAGUCGUGCCCCCUAUUCUCGGCCGAGUGGCGGACAUGCGGAACAGUACUGGUUUUGCGAUGAUUGUCCCGACUAUGUUUUUCGUCGUCGCAUUGACCUAUGCUUGGGCAGUGAAUAUUGUGCCUGCGUAUUGCGAGACCGUGGAUAAGGUCUACAACAGUGUAGUGGGGCUUCGGGAGGAGAAUGUUAUGACAAAAGAUCUCGAGGAAAGAACUAUAGCCAAGAUCGGGUGA
This is a messenger RNA of Aspergillus saccharolyticus JOP 1030-1, 1392 nucleotides long. RefSeq names its product putative l-fucose permease. Gene Ontology annotation, biological process: transmembrane transport. The record is from RefSeq and is a predicted model, not a curated record. NCBI's taxonomy places the organism in Eukaryota, Fungi, Ascomycota, Eurotiomycetes, Eurotiales, Aspergillaceae. Bases 1 to 1392 code for a protein of 463 amino acids. The transcript has 6 exons. Gene Ontology annotation, molecular function: transmembrane transporter activity.